Oikopleura dioica is the source of this 816-nucleotide messenger RNA. NCBI's taxonomy places the organism in Eukaryota, Metazoa, Chordata, Appendicularia, Copelata, Oikopleuridae. The record is from the annotation of a GenBank genome assembly.
AUGGCGGACGCAGCUCCAGCCCAGGCAUCCCGUGGUGGUUUCCGAGGUGGUUUCGGUGGUCGUGGCCGAGGACGCGGUCGAGGCCGUGGACGAGGUCGAGGCAAGCCCGAGCCAAAGGAAUGGCAACCCGUUACCAAGCUCGGUCGACUUGUCAAGGACGGUAAGAUCAAGUCCAUCGAAGAAAUCUACAACUUCUCCCUUCCCAUCAAGGAGUUCGAGAUCGUUGAUCACUUCAUCGGUCCCUCCCUCAAGGACGAAGUCUUGAAGAUCAAGCCCGUCCAGAAGCAGACCCGAGCCGGUCAGCGAACCCGAUUCAAGGCCAUCGUCGCUGUCGGUGACGGAGCCGGUCACGUCGGCCUUGGCGUCAAGUGCUCCAAGGAAGUCGCUACCGCUAUCCGUGGCGCUAUCAUCCUUGCCAAGCUCUCUGUUGUCCCAAUCCGACGAGGUUACUGGGGUAACAAGCUCGGUGAGCCACACACCGUUCCUUCCAAGGUCCACGGCAAGUGUGGUUCCGUCCACGUCCGAUUGAUCCCAGCUCCCCGAGGAACUGGUCUCGUCUGUGGUCCAGUCCCCAAGAAGCUUAUGCAGAUGGCGGGUCUUGAAGAUUGCUACACCUCCGCUUGCGGCUCCACCUCCACUCUUGGAAACUUCGCCAAGGCUACUUUCCAGGCCAUCUGCGCGACCUACUCCUUCCUCACUCCCGAUCUCUGGAAGGACGAGAAGCUCCCCGUCCCACCAUUCGAGGAGUUCUCCGAGUACCUCGCCCAGAACCACAAGCAGGGUGGCGUCCAGCGAAAGGAAGUCAAGAAGUACUAA